GUACAUGGUUAUAUGAGACUACGCAAAGGCGACAGACAUCUGGGGGCAAUUAAAAUAAACGAAAGAUUUGUGCAUUAAGGAACCUCAAUAAAAGAGUAGACUACUACUGCACAGUUGCGCGAGAUUUAUAUAAUUUGACACAAGUGAUUUUGUUAUGUUGUACAUUGACUGCCCUUCAAUUGAGAAAUAUACUUCAACGACAGUAAAAACCUUCCGCAACAAUAUUUAUGCAACAAUGCAUAAAUAGAUCAAACUGAAAAUGGCCUCCACUGUGGAUGAAGUCUUUACGACGAUUGGUGAAUUUCGUCAAUAUCAAUGGUAUCUUUUGACAGUAAUGGGACUUGCUGUAGUUGUUAUUACUUCCUUUCCCAUUAUGAUACCAUCAUUCAUCACAGCUGAACCUCCAUGGAUGUGUGUUGAUGGAUUUAUGAAUAGCACUGUAUGCCAAUUCAACGGAACAAUAUCGUUGACCAGUGAUAAUUAUAAAGAAAGAUGUCAUAUGCCGAGAGAAGCUUGGAAGUUCGUUGACGAUUUCACAUCUGUUGUUACUGAGCAUGAUCUCGUUUGUGACAAUUCAAUCAUACUCUCCAUCGCACAAUCGUGUUUAUGGAUCGGUAUGCUGAUAAGUUUGUUGGUCAGCGGUCAACUUUCCGAUUAUCUUGGUCGAAAAAUUAUAUUGUGUUUGGGCUGUGGAGUUAUUAUUGUAGCCACUUGGGUGAUGGUGUUUCCUAAAGUUUUUGCUGUAUUCAUUGUUUGCCGUGUUUUCAUUGGUAUUGGCUCAGGAUUUGUGAACACAACAUUGUUUCCUCUGUUGACGGAAUUCACAACAGAAAAAUAUCGUUCCUGGAUGGGGAUUGGAUCGUUUAUAUUCUGGGCUGUUGGUAUAUCAAUCCUUCCUCUAAUUGGCUUCUUGGUUCCUGCAUGGAGAACGUUCUUGCUUGUCACUGCUAUUUCAGCGACUCCUUUCCUCUUUACUUGGUGGCUUAUUCAAGAAUCUCCUCGAUGGCUUUUACUGCACAAUAAAGAAGAACAAGCGAAAGUUGUUUUUUCAAAAAUUGCCGUCAAAUGGAACAAGCGACAAUUGCCAAAUAAUCUUCUUCUACAGAAGCCUCCGUCCACAGAAAAACGAGCGAAUGUAUUUCAAUUGUUUCGAACAUGGAAUAUGGCAAAGAAAACAUUGAUUUCAUGGAAUUUGUGGUUUGUCAACGCACUUGUAUAUUACGGUGUUUCCUUUGGUUCAGUUGAUCUUGGUGGCAAUAUAUAUCUGAACUCAUUCCUUAUUUCUGUUGUUGAGAUUCCUUCAAAUUUUUGUUGCAUUUGGUCCGUUCGCAGGUUUGGUAGAAAAAAAAGCGUUGUUAUUCCCAUGAUUGUCGCAUUUAUUGCUUCUACUAUUCCCGUUGCCAUUCCAUCAAAUGAAAGUUCAGAAAUUGUCGGUAGUCGUGUAACUGCUGUCGUCAUCGCAAAAUUUUUCAUCAACUUUUCUUUCUCUGGUAUUUACUUAUGGUGCACUGAGCUCUUUCCCACUGUAAUACGAUCAACUGGACUGUCAACUUGCUCUUCUAUGGCAAGAAUUGGAUCAUUCUUAGCUAGCUAUAUUAUAUGGCUUAUUCGUAUUCAUGCAGCACUACCGUUCAGCAUCAUGGGAGUUUUAUGCCUUCAAGCAGCUGUACUCGGCAUGUUUUUACCUGAAACUAAAGGAAAGCCAACUUUAGAAACCAUGAGCGAUCUUAAUGGUAUAAAAUCAAAUGGUUUUGAUCAGUCGAAUACAAAUGGCGAAGGUGAAAUCGAGCUUAAGGAAAAUGUCUUAAAUAAAACAAUGACCGCAACCUGAUAUCUUGCAAUUUUAAUCAAUCUUUAUUGUCAGUAAUGACGGAAUAUUUUGUUAUCACAACUGUUUGCAAUAUAUUCAGGGGUGCCAGAAGGUACAUAAAGGUGUGGGGGGAACAUUUUAGAAAUUUUGAGUACCAAUUUCUACAAACUAAUGAAAUAAUAGAAAUGUAAAACCUU
This is a messenger RNA of Xenia sp. Carnegie-2017, 2007 nucleotides long. Its product is annotated as organic cation transporter protein-like. Gene Ontology annotation, cellular component: membrane. Gene Ontology annotation, biological process: transmembrane transport. NCBI's taxonomy places the organism in Eukaryota, Metazoa, Cnidaria, Anthozoa, Malacalcyonacea, Xeniidae. Gene Ontology annotation, molecular function: transmembrane transporter activity. The transcript has 11 exons. Bases 260 to 1831 code for a protein of 523 amino acids. The record is from RefSeq and is a predicted model, not a curated record.